AUGCCAGCAACCAACCAUUUCACCUCAACUUCUCUUGAUAACAAUACUAGCCCCACAUCAACAGUUAGUACAUCCACAGUACCAACAGUCAGCACUUUGUCAAGCACCACUAAAAUCUUUCCCAACACUACUGUUACUGGGACCAUACCGUCUACAACUCCUCGCUGUCCUGAUUCCGUCUAUGGAGAUGAAUGCAUUUAUGGAGUGAAUGACACCUCUCCCAACAUCGAUCCAGGAACACUGCCAUCUCGAAAAGUAAACGUCACCUUGAAAAUUGAUAUUACUUUUGUUAUUGCUUUUGAAAAUUUAAAUUCACCUGAAGCAAUAACAUUCAUCAAAGGAUUAUUGUCUGAGCUGGAACCUUUAUGCUUUGAAGCUGAUCCAUCCACCUUCAAAAAAGUAAAAGUCGUCAAGUUAUCAAGUGGAAGUGUAAUUGCUGACACUGAAGUAGAGUACAUCUAUCCAAACAAUCAAACUCAAAUCAAUUUUGUCAAUGAUCAUUUGGAUGGGGUGUUGACUGGCAUAUUGAAUGACACGACAAACCUCAAGAAGAUUGCCUCGGCUGUGAAUGCAACAAGUGCACAGUUAAAUAACGUCACUUUUCAGGCACCAAAUAUCACAAAUAUCACACAACUGGAACCCUUUAUUAACUGCUCUAACUUUGUUGAUUACACACCUGAGCUUUCCAAUGGUCAAUGGGAGUGUGUCGGACCUUGCAAAACUCACCCAAACUACUGUAAUCGACAUGGAGACUGUUAUAAUAAUAUUUAUAAAGGACCCAUCUGCAAAUGCUACAGCUCCAGCCUUGAACAGUAUUCUGGUCCACAGUGUGAUCUCUUCCGCUACGGCCCAGGUUUCUACGGAGCCCUGUUUGGAUCACUGGCCGGAGCCCUCCUGCUCUUGAUUAUCAUCGUUAUCGCUGUCCUUGUCAAAAAGAGGCACAGUGGCAUGUGGAAAAGAAGUAAUUCCUAUGACAGAAGACUGUCUGCUUUUGAGGAGGAUUUCUUUGACUUUUCUCACACAGGAGAUCACAACCUGGGCUUUGCAGGCACUUACACACCACAGGGUUUUAGGCCUCAUGCAGAAAAUGUUGCAGGUGUUAACACAUCAUCCAGAGGUUUCUGAACAUCAACCCUAGACUAUAAAUGUUUGUUUUGAUUAUGAGUGUCCAUGCUAGCAAUAAUUACAUAUCUAUUGAUUUCAUUUUA
Messenger RNA from Sphaeramia orbicularis (orbiculate cardinalfish), 1208 nucleotides. Its product is annotated as mucin-3B-like. Lineage: Eukaryota; Metazoa; Chordata; Actinopteri; Kurtiformes; Apogonidae. The transcript has 9 exons. Bases 1 to 1125 code for a protein of 374 amino acids. The record is from RefSeq and is a predicted model, not a curated record.